AUGGAGGCUACUACGCCAAAAGCAAUGAAUGGUGUGACGUAGAGGAAGUGCCGCCGAAUAUCUUCUAACAUUCAGUUUCACCAGAUCGAGCGCUGCCUCAAUGAGCGCGCCAGUCUCGAUGUCAUUCGUCUUUGGUGACGGAGCACGUUUAAAAUCCGCAGGAUUGUACCAACUGCAUCUCGCCAAAGAAGGAGGAAAUAUACGCGUACAUUUUAGACAGAGAAAAAAAAGUGCUUCUACGUGAACUGACUUGGUCGCUAUUUUCUCUUCCGUCUUUUCUGGGACAUCGAAUCAGUGGAAUUAUAAGCUGCAUGCCCUUGAACAAAAAAUAAAGCAUUUGCUUGAACUUAUUUGAGCUCGCAACGUGGAAGAUAUUGUGGCUGAACACCCGCUGUGUCGCACUGGAAAUAUAAACGCAGUGCGUUUUAGGGGUGAAGGGGCGUCCCGUAUUCAAUGAGCGGACGUUCCUCGCGCCGCGCUGGAUCUCCGUUUGAAGUUCACCCGCGCGCUGCAGUAAACACCGUGCGCGCGAUCCAUCCAUCGUCAGAGCGCGCUGGAAAUGCAGGUUUGGGGUGCAGACAAUUCUUGCUAUAAAGUAAAAAAAUAACCAUUUUAUGUUUCAUAUUCAAUGAAUGUAAUACUCCAAGAUAUUAUUUACCUCAAAUGUUGCCUUCUGGUGACAGAAACCACAUGUUAAGAUGCACUGAGCGAUGUGAUUUUGACAUUUUACGGAGCUUUUUCUCUGUGAGGGACCCCCGCGCCCCGUCACUUACAAUGUACUUUGAAUAACCGACUUUUUCUUGUUUGAACUCGUAUUUAAUUGUGUUCACUAACGAUGGAGGACGAAAUUCGCUAUGACAAUCGUAAUAUUGUGGAAAAAUACCUCAAUCACAAACUUUUAAAGAGGGGUUAUGUGUGGAAAUGUCAAUCAUCUGGAGAUGAGGAAGAUUCUCAUAAAGGAAUUGAGGACUCUUCAAACUCUGACAGGAGGCUUCAGGCUCCCUCGGCCGGAGGGGGCAACAUCGAAUGUCUGUUACCCCACCGGGUCACCCGCUCCGACCCUCACUUGAGGCUCUAUCGGGCGUUACGUGAGGCUGGAGACGAGAUAGAAAAGAUGUACCAGAGGGAAUUUGAUGAGAUGUCCAACCAUAUGGUAUUUACGCCCAAUACAGCGCAGCGCAAUUUCGUAGCUGUUGCCGAGGAGCUGUUCAGGGAUGGAGUGAACUGGGGUCGGAUUGUGGUGUUCCUAGAGUUUGGUGGUACCAUGUGCGUGGAGAGCGUUAACCGGGAGAUGGCGUCCCAGGUAGAUAAUAUUGCACGUUGGAUGACAGACUACCUGAACGGGCCGCUGGAAAACUGGAUCGAGGAAAAUGGUGGUUGGGUAAGUUUAUGGUCGAAGGUUGCCAGGGUAGAUGAUAAAGGAGAGUGA
This is a messenger RNA of Xyrauchen texanus (razorback sucker), 1429 nucleotides long. Its product is annotated as apoptosis regulator Bcl-2-like. NCBI's taxonomy places the organism in Eukaryota, Metazoa, Chordata, Actinopteri, Cypriniformes, Catostomidae. Gene Ontology annotation, molecular function: protein homodimerization activity; protein heterodimerization activity. Bases 836 to 1429 code for a protein of 197 amino acids. Gene Ontology annotation, biological process: intrinsic apoptotic signaling pathway in response to DNA damage; negative regulation of intrinsic apoptotic signaling pathway; extrinsic apoptotic signaling pathway in absence of ligand. The record is from RefSeq and is a predicted model, not a curated record. Gene Ontology annotation, cellular component: mitochondrial outer membrane. The transcript has 2 exons.